Messenger RNA from Dermacentor silvarum, 7838 nucleotides. RefSeq names its product alpha-mannosidase 2 (gene alpha-Man-IIb). The transcript has 4 exons. Gene Ontology annotation, molecular function: alpha-mannosidase activity; carbohydrate binding. Gene Ontology annotation, biological process: mannose metabolic process; protein deglycosylation; N-glycan processing. Bases 337 to 3897 code for a protein of 1186 amino acids. Gene Ontology annotation, cellular component: Golgi membrane. NCBI's taxonomy places the organism in Eukaryota, Metazoa, Arthropoda, Arachnida, Ixodida, Ixodidae. The record is from RefSeq and is a predicted model, not a curated record.
CUACGUUUCCUUUAGGAGUCGCGAGUCCCCGCCUCGCAUACUCCCCUUUCCCUCGGUUCCUUGUUUUCGGACCGCAGCGCCGCAGCAGCGGCGGUUCGAUUUUUCGUCGUCUGCUAUGUAGGCCUAACAAAAGCUACGGCCGAUCGCCUCGCAUCAGCUCGCUCGCUCGCUGCUCCUGCGCUUGCUUGUUCACGCCAUGGAAAAUCUCGCGUCGACGGCGGCUCCGCUACAGACGUGACUCCCAGAGCUCGUUGGAAGGGGUGUUCCUGUGAUUUCUGCUUCACGUGCGCCUCGCUCCAUCAUGCAUUCGAAUUUCCCGUUCGCUCGUAGUACCGCAUGAAUGGUGCAGUGCCAUCGGCGUUCUCCCAGCUGAGCGCAGGCGGCGGACGGCCCAGCGUCAUGAUGUGCGCGAGCCGCAAGGCAAAGGUGCGCGCCCUCGUCGCGGCCUGCCUGGUCGUAUGUGCCGCGCUCGUGUUCUUCUACCACUACUCGAACGACGCCGGAGAGUUGUCCGAACUGCAUCGCAAACGGCUGUACGGCGAUCAGCGGCGGCGGGAGGACUCGGUCAACUUCGUGGACGACAAGGCGCAGUCGUCGCCGAAGUCGUCGUUCACGUGGCCGUGGGCCAAGCGGGAUACGUUGACCGCUGCCGGCGAUUGCCGUGCCUUGAAAGUGCGGCGCGAUGUGGAUUUCCACACUCCCGACGUCUACCCGACGCUCAACUUCAAGCCUCAGUCGAGGAGCUACUGGAAUCAGACCUUCGAGAACCGCUAUUACGAAACGAGAAAGCAAUGGGCCAAGCUACCGUUGGAGGUGAUCGUGAUCCCACACUCGCACAAUGACCCUGGCUGGCUGAAGACCUUCGAGGGCUACUUCCUGAGCAACACGGCGCACAUAUUGAACAACAUGGUGGAAUUCCUGCAGAAGCACAAGGACUUCUCCUUCCUCUGGGCCGAGAUGUGCUUCUUCUCACGGUGGUGGCGCAGCCUGGAGAACCGGCCGCACCUUCGGGACGCUGUCCGACACCUGGUGCACCGUGGCCAGCUGGAGAUGGUGACAGGUGGCUGGGUGAUGACGGAUGAGGCUGCCGCCCACUACUACGCCAUGGUGGACCAGCUGGUCGAAGGACACCAGUGGCUGCGCUCCACCCUGGGUGUGGUGCCGCGCGCCGGCUGGUCCAUCGACCCGUUCGGGCACGGUGCGACCGUGCCGUACCUGUUGCAGGCCGCCGGCAUCCGCAACACUUUUAUCCAGCGGACCCACUUCGCCUGGAAAGAGUUCCUCGCCGCGAGGAGGGACCUCGAGUUCCUUUGGAAGACUCCGUUCCCGACGUCUUACUUCAACGACUCCGGCGUGCUGACGCACAUGGCACCCUUCGAGCUAUACAGCAUCAAGCACACUUGCGGACCCAACACGGACGUGUGCCUCAAGUUCGACUUCCGUCGGCUCGCCGGCGAGUACACCGAGAGCCGCGCGUCGCAGGUCGCCGACCACAACGUGGCCACCUUAGCCGAGCUGCUUUUAGGCCAAUAUGGACGGAUUGGCUCGCUGUUUCCGCACAACGUCGCCCUUGUUCCGCUUGGGGACGACUUCCGGUUCGACCACGACAUCGAGUGGGAGCAGCAGUACGCCAACUAUCGCAAGUUGUUCGACUACAUCAACAAGAGCAAGCGGCUGCACGCACACGUGCGCUUCGGCACGCUCAGCGACUACUUCGAAGAAGUCUACACUCGCAUGGAGAAGGGCGUCUCGCACGAGCACCCGUUCGCCAAGCUCACCGGAGACUUCCUCCCGUACGGUGACAUGUACGCCGAGGGCAAGCCUUCCUACUGGACGGGCUACUUCACCACGCGACCCUACCUGAAACACUUUUCCCGGGAGCUGGAGCACUGGCUCCGUGCGGCCGAGAUACUCUUCAGCCUCGCCCGCGUCUACCUAAACGAGAGUGGUCAGACGGACCUGGGCCGCCGACUGGAUGCCGACUACGUCUUCCUCGUGCAGACCAGGGACGCCUUGGGCCUCUUUCAGCACCACGACGCCAUCACGGGAACGUCCAAGGAAGGCGUCAUGGCCGACUACGGGUCGCGCAUGUACAACGGCAUGAAGGAGGCAAUGGGUGUCAUCGCUCAUGCCGCCCAAUAUCUGAUGCUCGUCGAGCAGCCGAUGGUCAACACCGCGAUCCACUCGCCGAGACCGGUAACGUCGUACCUCUUUCCCGACGUGCAGAGGCCCACUUACGACGUGCUCCCAAUCAAGCUGCCGCUUACCGUGCCCGAGGUUCACGGCCGCAAGAUAGUCCUCUACAACUCGCACGCGCAAGCUUUGCAGGAGGUGGUUCGCGUGAACGUGGGCGACCCCGUCGCCAGGGUGCUCGAUUCGAUGGGCGAAGACGUUUUGUUCCAGCUCAACCCCGUGUGGACCGACGCUGCCGCCGUGUCCAGCGUCGUGUUCGAGCUGGUCUUCGUCGCCAAGCUCGCGCCGCUGUCGCUGAGCACCUACACCCUGCUCGUGGAGUCUGGAAGGCUAACGACGCCGAAGACGAGGGUCUCGAUGUUCGUCAGCGACGCGUGGUCCGGUGCCGGCGCGCAGUCCAUAUUCAACUUCGAGAGCCCGCACACGAAGCCCGUUGUCCUGUCGACUCCAUACGUGGAGGCUACGUUCUCUCACGAAACGGGCCUCCUGCGUUCAAUCAGGUUGCUCAAGAGUGGUCUGGAGAGGCGGGUGAACGUCUCCUUCAACGCGUACAGAUCGCUCGAGUUCCACAGUGGCGCGUACCUCUUCGAACCAGACGCCAGCGACCCGUUCGUGAACGUCACCGGGCGUUUUCCGAUUGUGCGCGUGGUCCAGGGACCGAUCACCUCCGAGCUUGUGGCUGCCUAUGCGGACGGGCUGACGCACACGUUCCGCGUGUACCACGUCGACGGCUUCCUCGGAGGCGGCCUCGAGAUGAGCGUCGUGUUCGACUUGUCCAAGCGCUCCGAUUACAACGUCGAGAUGUUUAUGAAGCUGGACACGGACGUGGACAAUGGCGACCGCACCUUCUACACGGACUCGUCGGGAUUCCAAAUGACGAAGCGCAUCACCGACGUGCGGUUGCCCGUCGAGGCCAACUACUACCCGGUCACCGCUGCCGCUUACCUGGAGGACGAGCUUUCGCGCGUGACGCUCCUGGUGUCGCACGCGCACGGCGCCGCGAGCGUCCAGCCGGGAUCUCUUGAGGUUAUGCUGGAUCGCAAGCUGCGUUACGAUGACAGCCGCGGUCUCGGCGAAGGCGUGCUGGACGUGCGCGAGACGCAGGCCGACUUCUGGCUGCUCCUUGAACCGAGGGUCCCCGGUGAUUCCGGCAAAGGCAACGACCAGAACGAGCCGGUGGGCGCAGAGGACAGCGGCAGGAAGUCACAGGACGUUCCCAACUUGUCCUCGCUGGCGCACUCGCUUUCGCAGAGGCUCCUCUACCCGGUCGUCGUGUUGGCCACCGAAGGACAGCAGAACCGGGCGCUUCAUCCGGGCUUCAGUUUCCUGCACGCGGGCUACCCGUGCUCGACGUGGAUGAUGAACCUGCGCACGACACCUCUGGAGGAAGACUUUGAUCGUCCUUCGAAGAGCAGCCUGUUGAUUCUGCACCGCAAGGCCGGCUCGUGCCGUGUGGCGAGCGUCGGUCCGGCAUCGUGCGAGUUGGAGAAGCCUUCCACAUCGUCGGGCACAGGGCCUCAAGCUGACGCAUCCACUUCCCGACACGCGUCAUCGCGACCCGAGAAGUUCCGGCUCAUCAAGGUGCAGUCGGUGCACAGGACUACGUUGACGGGCGUCCGAAACGGGGCCAGGCUACCCGACGUGCACGCGAUCGACGUGCCGCCCAUGGAGAUUGUGACGCUCAAUCUGACUUUUGGCCCGUAAGCCCGGAGAUCCGGAAAGAGGGGUAGUCUGGGGGUUAGGUACUGUGCGAAGAAGUCGUUUUUAGACUUUUAGGACAAUGCUAAGCGUGCCAGCAACGUGGAUCAGGUUGUGUUGGAGCAAUCUCGCUACGACCUGCCAUGGUUACUUGUUCUAGCUCACCGCAGGAGUUUCAUGAUCUUGCGCUCACGCGCAUGGUGCCACGUGUGUGCAAGGUUGUCGGCUUCCACUGGACGGCCUUACAAGUUGGUUGUGCGAAUCUGCGGCCUUGUGCAGAACGACUGCUUGCGCGUUAAUGGACGUGUCGUGUGUGAACGUUGUUCGCGCCAAGUGCGUGCAUGCGGUUCUUGUCGAAAGUGGCUUUGGCCGGAAGGUUUAGUAAUGUUGGAACUCUUGUUUCAGAAUCUCUCAGUGCCGCGAGUCUGUGUGCAGCUUGUCUGAAACAAGUCCCACUGUGGCGCAUUGCGCUCUUUCGCAAUCUCCGAGCUUGCACCUUUGGCGCUCUGCGGAUAUGUCGGGACGUACGUUGGCCGAAGCUAUUGCGGGGGUGCCAGCUCAGGAUGGACACGCGACAGCGCUGUGCGUUAUAAGAAGCUGUGAAGAAGCGAAUUUGUCUAUUUUAAAGAGAAUAAGGUUCGCCGACCUCCGCGAAGUUUUCUGCUGGCUAUAAACAUAUCGGCCUGAAGUUGAUUGCGAGAGAACAACAGUUUUUAAUCGACCGUACUCGAUGUGUUGUAAGUGCGUAGCCUUAACAUAAUAACAACUGGGACAGUAGGCUAUACACUGUAAUUCCAGUACAAGAGGCGGGUAAAAAUAUUUCUUUGUCGUCCAUAACGAACACGGUUUAUGCGGUAGUUCGGGUGGUUGUCCAUGAAGGGUAAAAGGCUAAGGGGUUGUUGCGCUUCACACAUUGGCAUGAACCCUGUGGCCGUCACUCUUCCAACUCGUUGUUCACCUCUUACAUGUUUGUACCUGCCCUCCCAAGACUGUAUUUAUAGACUUCGAUUGAAAGUCAGAAACGCGGUUAGCCGCGCCUACGAUAAGUAUUAACUCGACUGACGUUCGAAGGAAACUCAGGGUAUGACCACACAUGGCACGAGAAAGCUUUAUGCGGCUUUCACUCCGCCAUCUCACAUCGGAGUUAGCGUCGCUGCAGUAAUUUGUUUACGAUGCUUUUAUAAUUUUUAUGUCGCUUCAAACACAACUGUACUGGUUCGUGCGCGGCGCCAGCCGUCGGUUCAGUGUGAGUGAAACAUAAUCAGCUAACAUAAGAAUUUUUUGGCAUGAAGUCUUGGAUAACGAUUUCGUUGAAGCGAAUGCGAACCCGGGUGUCUGAGCGGUUAAUGCAAAAACGGAUCGUUAUUCAAAAGUUGAACUCAGCGCACCGUGCUCCACCCAGCUGUUUGUUUCUUUCUGUUCACUAGGUAUGGAUUUGUCUUGACGAAGAAGUGGUCUCGCAUUGCCAGACGCUUCAUGUCAGUGCCCAGUUGACAUUAGAGAUCUCAAUUGUCGUUGAGUAUUAUUGAUCUGUUCGAUGCUCGGUGUCCGGGGGAGCACCGAGUUCUAGCUCUGGGUUUAGGUGUCGCUAUCGGCGCUUGUCUUUCGCGGGGGCGAUCUUCGCAAAGUACAUUUCGCUUAAUUUGUGAAAGUGACAGUUCUGCCACAAGUUGUUUUUGAUGUUCUCUUUGGCCUGCUUGUAGGCGUAGGCCUUUGCCAAUCGGUAGCGUCUUGGUCAGUGAUUUAUGUCGAGGACUCGUCAGAAGUGAACCAUCCGUGCUGUUGUCAUUAUAGUACCGACCACGUCUUGACGCGGAUAUGCUUCCGCAGCGGGCGCGAGGGCGCCGAGGCUUUUCCGUACUGAAAUCAGAUGCUUUGACAACCAGUGUAACACCAUGUGAAACCUGUCUUCCAUAGAUGACGACAUUCACUGUGGAUAACAAGCUCUGCAUCAGAGCGUGUAUAUACCUGUAUAUAGGAAAUAACUUUAUUGGUUGCUCGAAGGUUCGCAAUUUCGAAAGCUUACACCAAACAUGGUAUGAUCUUGCGUAAAGCGUUCUUUUCUUCUCAGCAGUUUCAUUCGCGUACGCACUGCGGACGAGCUGCAGCUUUUCUGCAGGCACAUAUUUUCCAUGUGCUUGCGAGUGAACGUUUAUUUAUUGCGGAGGAGUGGCAGAUGGCCAUAAAUGGCAACAUGGACAGACGCCCGUCUGUGUGCCUGGUGUUGUCUGGCCGAGUCAUGUCUAACGCGUUAUUGUUGCUUGCUUGCUUGCACUUAGUGAAGCAAGAACUUCGCAGUACGGCCACUCCACAGCCAGAUAUAAUGUCGUUGCGAGAAGAGAAUCGCUUUUCCUAUUCUUCUUUCUUUUUCUUUCGUUACCAAGCAGUUAGUAACACGAACUUCCGUGCAAUCUUAACUCAACUACCCUGCGCUUCGCUAGCGCCUAAGUUAUCGUUUUCGCUUAGCCAGUGCUUUAGUCGACGACUGAAUUUUUUUUUAAAUCUUCGACUUACAAAAGAGCGCAUCGAUCAGCUCGGCAAGAUUUCGACCUUCACCGUGGCCGUUUCAGCCGCUGCUGCUGCGACUCGGAGGCGGUACAAUCAAAUAUGUAAACGCGCCAGUAGCGUGUGGUUCUUCUUUCGAACAUUGCAUGUGUGCGGUUGCGUGCGUGGAGGUGCGAAUUUCUGGCGACGAUUUUGCUUCCACGGACAUUAAGACCGUCGUGCUUUGACUAUCAAAUAGCAUGUGCUGCUGAUGGUCAGCAGUGGACGUUAAAUUAUGUGCGCGAUUGGUUAAGUGGUUAAGCUUUCGGGCUCUUAAACAAGGCCUUUACUCCGGCACUAGCAGCCCACGAACCAUUGGAGGGCAGCAGCAGUUAGUAAAAGACUUAGCUCGCACGCACUUUAAAUAUUCAGUUUAAAACCAGUUUCGUCAUUCCCCCAGCGGCAACCCUAACUGCAACCCUAGCUGUAAACACAAACUGAACGCUGUGAUGACAUUUCGCGCGACGCCUGCAGAAAAGCAAAAAAAUUCUAGUUGCAGGCGUAGUGCGAGCAGGCACAGAGUGUUAGUCGUUCGUGUCGAUAUUGUUGUUAUGUACAGCCGUGACCUAUGUUAAAAGGAACGCCUAUGUGUCAUAAGACUCGUACACUAGACGCUGAAGAGGGAACAUCUGUCGAAUCACCUGGAAAUGUUUGUUGUCGUGUUGUAUGUCACCAGUGACGUCGAAAUCAAAACCACCUUUGCAGUUUUUUUUUAAAACUUCUGUCGGCAGAUUACGACCGUGGAAACAAGUUUGCACUACGUGAAACAGCUGCAACAGAGAGUUGGGACUAUUUUUCUUUUUUUUGUAUUGCUGCCGUACAGCUUAAGUUCCUUUUGUGUCUGAAGUGCCGUCGACGUGCGUACACAUUACUGUCUACGUCGUCAUGCCGCAGUUGAAGCGCGUCCUAGAUCUUCGAUGUCGAUGAGCUACAGUUCGAGUGCCACACCUGGCCUCACUUGUACAAAUGGCUUCUAGUGUAAAUCUGUAUAUGUAUACACGUCACCCAGGAGUAGUAGUAAUAUAUUGACAAUUCUUUAAAGUAAUAUAUUUUUUGUUUUGAACACUGAGAGAGUUUAUAACCGAAUGUGCGAGGCACGAGUUUGCCAGGCGCACCGUGAUAUCGUGGCGCGUUGGCGCUACGACCUGUAUGCGACGAGAGAGCCAGGCUUUCAGCAAUACCAAAAGCGCUUUCACACCUAACGCCGGUGCUGUGGCUCGCUCAUAUCGGACGUCCAUACAAUUGCCUGCGUGUCGAACGGGAAGACAGCCGCCUUUCCUUUUUGUUUGGUUUGUUUUUUUUGAACCCAUGCCAAAUCACUGAUGUGUCAAGUGUGUACCUGUGUCUUUUUUCUUCUCCGUCAAAAAUAAAGCUCAAAGUCAUGGAGCGUUACGUUAAUCGGA